Molecule: messenger RNA, 1134 nt
Organism: Pleurotus ostreatus (oyster mushroom)
Lineage: Eukaryota; Fungi; Basidiomycota; Agaricomycetes; Agaricales; Pleurotaceae
Exons: 9
Coding region: 1-1134 (377 amino acids)
Biological process (GO): protein quality control for misfolded or incompletely synthesized proteins; mitochondrial protein processing
Cellular component (GO): mitochondrial inner membrane
Molecular function (GO): metalloendopeptidase activity
Source: RefSeq, a predicted model, not a curated record
AUGUUCGGUGCAUCAGUUCGUUUAUUUCGCGAGGCAACUCAGACGUCUGGGAGGACAAUAUGCACUCGGCGCUCCUUCUCAUCAACGUUCCGUCCCAGAAAUCAGUAUGUGCGAUUUGGUGAGUCAGGAUCAGGGCCCAAGUCGCCUCGCAGAAGGACACAGUGGGAUGGGACUUUGAAGGUUGUCGUCGUGGGCCUCGGACUGUCCACUGCAUAUUAUGUUGCUCACCUGGAACAAGUACCAGAGACUGGUCGAUGGAGAUUCAUCGACGUUGGCCCCGACCUGGAAGCAAGUGUUGGUCGGGCUGCGAGUGCAGAGCUCCACGCGGAAUACCAAGCCAGGAUUCUACCACCGAACCACCGGCUGACCCUACAGGUCCAAGGCAUUGUACAACGCAUCCUAACGGCCUCCAAUCUCGGGAAAGUCAAAUCGUCUUACCCGCAAGCACACUUUGCUCCUCCUACCAAUCAAAAUAACGAUAGUAUAUGGUCGGGCAACGACGAUGCAUACGGCGUUGUGGCGAGCGAAGAACGAGACGUUGAUAGAGUGGCGCAACGGGAUUGGGAGGUUGUCGUUAUCAAUGACCAAAAGAUAGUGAACGCGGCGGCCAGCCCUGGACUCGUAUAUGUCUUCACUGGGAUGCUACCGAUAUCCCAGGACGAGAGUGGUCUGGCUGCUGUACUCUCGCAUGAGAUAGGUCACGUAGUCGCACGACACGUCCCCGAACGCAUCUCAUCACAGAAAGUGUUGUUCGUCAUCGCGUCCCUUCUCCAAUACGUAGGUGUCGACUUUGGCAUAUCUCGGCUGUUCACUACCUUCCUUCUCGAUCUACCAAAUACGCGGGCUCAGGAAAAAGAAGCGGAUGUUAUCGGUCUCAGACUAAUGUCCAAAGCGUGUUAUGACCCAAGUGCUGCCCCAAGGGUAUUCUCGAGGCUCGCAGAGUUUGAAAGUAAAUCUCAGAGGGUCAGGCUAGAGUUUCUCCAAACGCACCCUCUCACUGAACGACGCGUCGAGUAUCUCGAAGCGAUGCUACCAGAAGCGUACGCGAUCAUUGCUGGGAAUCCAGAGUGCUCUAUCAUGCAGCAACGAUUAGACGAGUUCCGAUCAGCCUCCGCCUUUAGAGUCCCCUUGUAG